UUUGAGAUUUUGAGACCAAAGUUUCGACAGGUUAUGAAAUCUAGGAAUCUGUACUCUGUAAAAAUGUCUGAUGAACUAUUUUUGUAGAUUCUUGUGAGUUUUUCUUCAAAUGAAACUUGAAAAGUAAAAAAUGGCAGCUGGAUUACCUGAGGAAAAAUGGAAGGAGGUUUAUGCUAACCUGAAAACAUUUCACGAUAAGGCUUACACUGUGAUAGAUGCAGCCAUUAAGCUAGAGGAGGAGGAUAAAAAAGAUCAAGCUCUACAGAAAUAUGAAGAAGGCCUUGGAUUGAUAGACUUGGCGCUUGAACUGAGGGUGGAAUGCCCAAGCAAUCCAGACCUAACAUGGGAGAAAGGAUGUGUCAUGCUUCAGAAGAUGAGAAAGACAAAGAAAGAACUGCUAGGCCGCAUAGCGGACAUCCAGGUCCGCCAACCCCCGGACCCCAACCUUCUCCCCCCUCCCAGCUACGACGAAGCCAUGUCUCUCUCUCCCUCUCUUCCUCACGUUCCCCCCACCACUCCUGUCCUAUUUCCCCCCUACGUCAAUGGAGGAGGAGUGGGAGGAGGAGGUCCCUCCUUCCCCUCGACAGCUGGUGCUACCUCUCUCCCUCCCUCGGGAGCAGGUGCCUCUUCCUCUCUCGCUCCCUAGGGAGGAGGUCAGCCAGCCUCUUUCAUGACCUACCAGCAGUUGGGAGAGGCUCUCAACAACCUCAAGGUGGAGACUGAUAUGCAGUCGGCUCAGGUCAUCUACACGCAUGACAACGUCAGGUUGUACUUCAUCUCCAAUGAGGGUGUAGUUUCAUCGUCGUCUGAGCCUAGUGUGUUGAGGAUAUUGCAGUUGGAAGAUGGCACGGGCAAAGAGCCAUUAUUCUACCUGCAGGUUGGUGACUGGUUUUACCCUCUCGUCCCCAACGUCUCACCCUGCUUCAGGUCUGAGUACGGCGCCUUCAUACUCCCUGAUGUGCAUGGUGAAGAUGGAUCAGCCGUGGGGAUUAUGCUACCACCGGAUGCUGACAAAUCGGUGUACAAUCUGUUGGAGGACAUUUUGCACUGCAUUGUGACCACGGAGCCGAUCGCCCCGCCCCGUCACCGCGUUAAGCGCGAUGAGACCAGAUCGGCGGCUGUCUCCAGGUCUAUUGUGUCAGAUAAGCAUCGUCACAAGAAGAGAUCACACCGAGACCCCGAAGAUGCCGAGAAAAAGUCUCAUCGCAGGCAUCGAAGACAUCAUCGGCGACAUCACGAUGAUGAGGAUGCUGUUGAUGACGGAGAAUCAGUGACGUCAUCCUCCAAGGACUCCCAUCGUAGACACAGGGGGAAGAAACAUCAUGGAUACGAUCUGCUUCCGAAGAGUAGGCAUAGUAAACAUCUGUAUGGUGUUCCAGUUUUUGGGAACUACAGGACUGUGUUGGGAGUGAAACCUUCUGAAAUGGUUGUUGCUGAGGAAGAGAAACCGCAGAAGUUGUUGGUGGAGAAGAGGGUGGAGAAGGAGAUGGAGAAGAAGGAGAAGGAGGUAGAGAAGAAGGAGAAGGGAGAGAAGGAGGAGGAGGAAGAGGAAGAUAGUGACGAAAGUAGUAGCACUGAAGGAAGCAGUGACUCUGAGGAUACCGUGGAAGAAGCAGAGGAGGUAGCACUGGAUCCGAAAGAGGAGAAGAGACGGAGAAAGGAGGAGUACAAAGAGGAGAAGAGGAGGAGAAAGGAGGAGUACAAGAGGAGCAACAGUAAGAGCAGCAGCAGCAGCGGUGGACAGGGGAAGAGGAGGGGAAAGCGGUUUGUGCUGGCCUCCAAAUACAGAGCUCCAGAGUCAAGACUUGGCUCGUAUAUUUCGUCAGGUGCGCAGUACAUAUCUUCAGGACUGGUACGGGGAGCGGAGAAGGCAAGCGAGUACAUCAACAGUAGCACUCCCCGGCUGCUGGAGAAGAUCACCCCCGACCCCACGCCCCGCCAGGUGUCGCCUGGCCUCGCCAAGGGUGCCGAGGUGGCCAGGAAUGUGACGGGGACGGCGGUUGUGGUCACCGGUUAUGUCGCCAACAAAGUAGGCUCAGCCACCAUGGCCCUGGGUCGCUACCUGGCCCCGCAUAUUCAGAAAGGCGGCACCCGACUGGCGGGGGUGGCAGGGGUGGACGAGGCCACGGCUGCCGCCCGCGUCGAGGGGGCGAUGACCUUGGCUGCGGGGGCGGUCGAAGGAUUCAGCACCGUAUACACGGGUCUCGAGCAAGCUGGCAGCAUACUAGGCAACAGCCUCACCAACAAUACUGUGCAUAUUGUUGAGCACAAAUAUGGUCAACCAAUGGGCCAAGUGACAGGUCACACGCUACACUCAAUAGGCAACGCGUACGCCGCGUCGCAGAACUUCAGGAUUUUCACGCCGAAAAACCUCGCCAAGAAGACGGCCAAAGACGCCGGAAAGGCUUUCGUUGAAGACUUCCGCGCCGAACUCAGAAAUCACAACUCAAUGCCGCAACAAAAUCACAACUCAUUGAUGCAGCAGCAAAAUCACAACUCAUUGAUGCAGCAGCAAAAUUACAACUCAAUGCCUCCGCAGCACCAGAUGAACGGCGACCAGAAACCGCCGUUAGACAAACCGGGACCAUCUAAAUCUUAGUUUUAAUGCCUUUAAAUGUAAAUCUUAGUUUUAUUCCAUUGCGAGAUUCACUGCAGACUGUCAGUAUUGGUUGAAUAGAAAACAUCAAUAUUUACAUAAAAAUUGAGAAUCAUAGUAACCUUUUUAACAUAUAUUUAUAUUUCCAAGCUGAUUUUAAUUUAAUAUAAAUUAUACAAUAUUAGUCUACACAAGAACCUAUUUAUCUAUUAUUUUCAUUUUUUAUCGUGCAAAAUACUACAAUCAUAAUAUAAUUAUGACAUUGGAGGAAAAAAUUGGCUGAGCCUGUACUAUUUCUCCCCAAAAAUUUUGAUAAAAAGUUUAUGUUGUCCAAAGUUUGAAUUGCAAUUAAGUUUAACAAAGCAAAAAGUAAAAUAAUUAUCUCAAGAUUAUAAAGAACCUCAUGCGGUAUGAAUUUCAUCCACUACAAUAUACCUUGCAAGAGAAAAUGGAUAAAUAAUAAUUAGGCCAUUUUAUUGUCUUUUUUCUUUAGGGCUAUUGAAAAUGACAUUAAUGUGCGAAACAUGUUGUGUGAUAAAAUAAUUUAAAAGGGUACUGAGAUUUAUAUUUUUAUUUAUAAUAAGUAGGCUACAUAACUAUUAAUAAACACAAUGUUACCUACCUCAUAAAACUCUAAUAAACAAAAAAGAGAUAGAGAGGUGGAUUACGACAAGACAGUUCAAAGAAGCCACUACUGUUCUAACCAGAAAAGGGAAUAUUUUGUUUUGACUUUGCACAGUAUAGAAAGCUAAUUGAACGAGAAACUAAGAGAAUUCAGUGGUUAAAAAUCAAAAAACCAUGCUACAAAAUUCAAAAGCUGCAUAACUAUUAAUGAACAUAAUGUUACCUACCUCAUGAAACUCUAAUAAACAAAAAUAGAGAUUGGUGGAUUACGACGAGAUAGUACAAUGAAUCUGCUGUUCUAACCAGAAAAGGGUAUAUUUUGUUUUGACUUUGCACAGUAUAGAAAGCUAAUUGAACGAGAAAC
Nilaparvata lugens (brown planthopper) is the source of this 3584-nucleotide messenger RNA. RefSeq names its product protein spartin. NCBI's taxonomy places the organism in Eukaryota, Metazoa, Arthropoda, Insecta, Hemiptera, Delphacidae. The transcript has 10 exons. Gene Ontology annotation, biological process: cell division; negative regulation of BMP signaling pathway. The record is from RefSeq and is a predicted model, not a curated record. Gene Ontology annotation, cellular component: plasma membrane. Bases 671 to 2599 code for a protein of 642 amino acids.